This is a messenger RNA of Juglans microcarpa x Juglans regia, 724 nucleotides long. RefSeq lists its product as uncharacterized. NCBI's taxonomy places the organism in Eukaryota, Viridiplantae, Streptophyta, Magnoliopsida, Fagales, Juglandaceae. The transcript is spliced from 3 exons. The coding region runs from base 288 to 665 and encodes 125 amino acids. The record is from RefSeq and is a predicted model, not a curated record.
AGCAAUACUUGGGGUAUGAAUGCACGAAGUGGCACUUUCUAGUGGGACAACCUGGGUGGAGAAGCCCGUAUGGGAACACUUAUGUGCAAUGUGGUCAAGUGAAGGCUUCAAGAAAAUGUCAAAGAGAAAUAGAAAAAAAUAGGUGAAAACAACGGGUCAACCAUACAGGUGGUAGAAAGACUUUUGUUAGGAUUAUGGAGAAAAUGAUAAGAUGUAGUUAGUACAUUCAUCUAUGAUUGCUGAGUUAUUUCUUGCAUGUGUGAUUGGACUACCUAACAAAUUCUUUGAUGAUAAAGAAUGAACAAGCCCUAAAUUUGAUAGCCUUUUAUGAAGAAGUGCAUUGGUCAAGAAAGAAAGGUGGAUUUAUCACCGACACAACAAAACACAAUUAUAAUCUAAUGCUUGAGCGAUUGGAUGAGACCGAGUUGGAUGCAGGGAACAUUGAUGAAGCUAGUAAUGCAAUGUUCAAGGAGGCUUUAGGACAUCGAUUAGGUUAUGCAACACGACUAGGCUACUCUGUUAUACCUGAACCAUCUCUUUCAUUGCGCAAAAAUAAGGAUUAUCAACGCAUUGUUGAAGAGAACGGAAAGAACAAGAAUGAUGCAAAUUUGUACAAUAGUCAGUUAGAGGCACUGAGAGCUGAUUUACUAGAAUUCAAGAACUAAUUUAAAGACUAUGAGAAAUUGAUCAACACUCGCAUGACUGAUCUGCAGUGUCAGAGGGA